AUGUCUUGGUUCAGUGGGUCGAGCACCGGUCCCAUCAACAAUCUUGAAGCGAAAAUUCAAGAGGCAACAUCCUCUUCCAUACCUAAUGGAGAAAUCGAGAUAUCUGUUGCACUUGAGAUCACCGAUAUCAUUCGUUCCAAGCAGAUACCUGCAAAGCAAUGUAUGAGGACAUUGAAGAAGAGAUUAACCUCUGUACAGGGCAAUCCAAAUCUUACAAAACUGGUUCUUCAAUUGAUCGACUUAUGCGUUAAGAAUGGUGGAUUCCACUUCUUAGUGGAGAUCGCCACACCAGAAUUUGUAGACUACCUCUGCGAUAAUGUAUUCAAGAUACACUACAACAUCAAAGAUAGAGAUAUACAGGGAAAUCCUGCAAAAUUUGAAGUAGGAUGCUAUAUUUUCCAGUUGUUAAGGAAUUGGAGCGUUUACUUCAAGGGUCAACUUCAAUUGGCCGGAGUAGAGAAAGCAUACAAGCAAUUGGUUCGGGAAGGUUUCAAAGUAGAUGAGUCUGUGUAUGGCCCAAGCUCCGAUAAUAUAGUGGUCGGAGAAGCCACCACGGAAGGCUUUGAGUUUAUUGAUACUGAGGUUCCUCCAGAUUGGGUCGAUGGCGAGGAGUGUAUGAUCUGUUACAGUCCAUUUUCAGUGAUUAACAGAAAGCAUCAUUGUAGAAGCUGUGGGGGAGUGUUCUGUCAAACUCACUCAUCUAAGAGUAUGCCCUUGGUUGGGCUAGGAAUAAUGGAGCCCGUUAGAGUCUGUGAUAACUGUUUUGAAAAGAGAGGUGGGGGCCGUCGCAGGACUGGCUCAUCAGAGGCGAGAGCCCCAUCGCGUUCGAGAGGUACAAGAGACAUAGUUCCUUCGGCUGAUGACGAAGAUGAUGAUUUGAAAAAGGCAAUUGAAUUGAGCUUAAGAGAGAGUCAAAUUCCAAUGAGUAGGCCUAAUGGACCACCACCUCAGUUUGAAGCUCCACCACCGAUUUCAGCCCCUCAAGCCCCUCAAGGAUCGGCCCCAGACGAUGAGGAAGAUGAAGAUAUGAAGGCAGCAAUUGCAGCCAGCUUAAGGGAAUUCAAGGAGAAAGAAGAAUUAUAUCAAAGACAACUGGCUCCACCACCUGAGCCAGAAGACAAUUUUUACGGUGAUUUACUCCCCUCCGGAUCUCAGUAUUCAUCUAGUAACUUCAACCAAGCAGCUCCUACUAAUCCAUUUGAGCAACUGUCCCAGUUUACCGGACAAUCUACUCAAUCCUCACAAAUAGGCAACCAGCAGCAGUUCCAACCCCAGCAACAACAGCAAACCCUGCAUACAACAUAUCAACAGCCUGAGUUAGAAGACCUCUCUCCUUCGGAAGAAGAGUCUAUAAACCUCUUCAUAACUCUUAUGAAUAACCUCAAGAACGAUCCGGCCAAGCAAGCGAAUAUCUUAUACGACACAAACCUUUCGGAACUACACUCAAAUAUCAUCACGUUUAAACCAAAGUUGAACCGUUCUCUUAGAGCCAGUCUUGAAAAGUAUGAAACCUUUUUGGAGUUGAACAAUAAAAUUUCUACAAUCACAAGAUUAUACGAUUCAUAUUUGGAAAGCAAAUUAGCUCAAGCUUACGGUGGCCAUCAAAUCUCAUAUCAGCAGCAAAAUCCCACGGGGGGCUACCAGUACCAACCACAGCAACCACAGCAACAAUUUAACGGUUACUCAGGCAGUCAGAACCUACCUGAAUCACCUCUUGAACCGGUUUCUGGAUAUCAAAAACGGCAAUCUACAGGAUACGACAAUCAUGUCCCAGAAGUUGGAUCUGAACCCCCUAUCGAAAUUCAACAAGGUUCUCCCUACCAAGUCCGUCAAUCUACGGGAUAUCCUUUGAACCAAACUUUACCUGAGCCACAUGCUGAUCAGGUACCACUUCCCCAUUAUCAAAGUCGCCAAUCCACUGGCUAUCCAGUAAAUGAAAAUGAAUCGGAACCACCAGUGGAUGCUCAAUAUGGUUACAAUAAUUCGGUACCACCUCAACGAACUAGUGGUUCUUAUCCUGGUUCUAAAGUACCAGAGCCCAUGCCUGAAACUACCUUCAAUUCUACUCCAAGCUACCCUCCUGGGACUGAAGUUAGUAAUCCACCAGCAAGCCAAGAAAAUACUGGCCCAUACCCUAAGGUAGAUUAUUACCAACAGCAGCAAUCUUCUUCAUCUACACAGAUUUAUCCAAGCUUUAACCCAUCCGAACCGCCAACGGGAGAACAAGAGCUCCAACCAGCUCCAUCCCAGCCUUUUAGUUACCCAUCGAGCACUAUAAGUGUUCCUGAAGAUGAAAACGAGGAUAAGGUUGCUGCCAAAUUUCCCCCCGUUUCUGACAUUGAACCAAAAGUUGAUGGAGAUACUCACCACGAAGCGAAUGCUUUACCUUCAAUAUCAGGUUUGCCUUCUCUAGAAAGGAUCAAAAGUAGUCAGAGCCAGAAGCUAUAUGCUGAAGAGCCGCUCAUUGAAUUGUAA
Messenger RNA from Dujonia railenensis, 2475 nucleotides. The record is from the annotation of a GenBank genome assembly. Lineage: Eukaryota; Fungi; Ascomycota; Pichiomycetes; Serinales; Debaryomycetaceae.